Messenger RNA from Mucor velutinosus, 1428 nucleotides. RefSeq lists its product as uncharacterized. Gene Ontology annotation, biological process: regulation of transcription by RNA polymerase II. The transcript has a single exon. Gene Ontology annotation, cellular component: chromosome. Gene Ontology annotation, molecular function: zinc ion binding; chromatin insulator sequence binding. Bases 1 to 1428 code for a protein of 475 amino acids. Lineage: Eukaryota; Fungi; Mucoromycota; Mucoromycetes; Mucorales; Mucoraceae. The record is from RefSeq and is a predicted model, not a curated record.
AUGCGUGAAUCAAUUAUUGUCAAAAAAGAAGCCUCAGUGGAACCUGAUGAUGAGCCAAAAUAUCCAGAAUUCAGCGUUAGAUUUGAUGACUGGUUUAAGAAAGAUGAUGUUUGUUCUGCUUCCAACCAACACGUUGAAUACGAGGAGGAAACCCAAAAUCACGACAUGUCAGAUACUAAUGAAGGCAUUCUGAAUGGACAUGGUUCGUCUGCUUUCAACAGCAAUGUCCACAGCAACGUUAAGCAGGAGGAUUUUGCAAAACCCCAAGUCGAUUUACACGGUAGGUUUGCUACUCUCUGCACUGUAACAAAUAAAUUAACUCUCAUUGGAGUGAGCAUCGCAAGGCAAUUCAGUGUGCACAAAGAACUAGAGCCAGUUGUUGAUGAUCCCAACUUUUAUUGUCGUUCAUGCGGCUGUGUCUACAGAAGCAAGUAUUUAUAUCGACAGCAUUUGAGACGCACUCACAAAAUGAAACUGAAAUCAUUGUCUUCACCAAAGAACCCUGACAUUUUACCUGACUGGGAUGAUCCAAAUCUUUACUGCAAAUCUUGCAAUCGUACAUACAAAUCAAUAGGCAUAUACAGAGGACAUUGCAGAAACGUUCACAAGAUGGAUACACACAAAAAACCAGCAAAAGUCCCAGCUGUCUACGACCCAAACAACUGCUGCACAAUAUGCAAUAUUACUUACAAGACAAGAGACAGAUACAAAGUGCAUUGUAUUGUUAAGCACAAGGUCAAGCAUGUAAAGGUGUUUGCCAAUCCAGAAGCUACACCAGACCCAGAAAACCCCAAUAACUACUGCAUUCAAUGCGAUAAGACCUUAUAUGACCGUCAUUCUUUCAAAAUCCACCUUUUUCUCAUCCACAAGAUCGCUCUUGCACCAGUAUCAAACGUCAACAACGAUAUCAGGCCAGACAUCAAUGACCCCAACUUUUAUUGUCAAUCUUGCGAUAAAACCAUGCGGUCAAAACGAGGUUACCAACUUCAUUUGACAAGAAUACACUGCAUAGCUCAACUGCCACGCAAAACGAGCACAACAAGCCCGGAUGUGGAUGACCCCAAUCAUUACUGCCGUGUAUGUCAACGAACAUAUCGCUCAAAGAAAACAUACCGUACCCAUGUCCAAGCAGUGCAUCGAAUGAUUUUACAGCCUCAAAAAGAUCGUAGUAGCCUUCCUGAUCCUCUCGACCCUAAUUUUCACUGUAGUGUAUGCAACAUUUCUCGCAAAACAUUACGAUUAUACCGCAGCCAUUGUAAACGGGUGCACAAGAUGACAUUAAACCGCUUCUCUGUAUCAAAUCCUAGCGCAACAAUUGAUAUCAACAGCCCUGAUUAUUAUUGCGCCCAGUGCGAGCAUCGCUAUUCUGGCAAACGUGCAUUUGGAUACCAUUUACACGCUGUCCACGAUAUAAAAGCCAACCUUUGA